Messenger RNA from Arabidopsis thaliana (thale cress), 249 nucleotides. RefSeq lists its product as uncharacterized. The record is from RefSeq and is marked reviewed. The transcript is spliced from 2 exons. The coding region runs from base 1 to 249 and encodes 82 amino acids. Lineage: Eukaryota; Viridiplantae; Streptophyta; Magnoliopsida; Brassicales; Brassicaceae.
AUGAGAAGUCUGGAAGUGGAGAUGAAGCAGAGGUGUGGAGAGAUGGAGAUUGAGAUGAAGCAAAUAGAAGAAGAGAAGAAGCGGCGAGAUGAGACGGUGACAGAGGUGGCUGAAUUGAAGAAAUGGUUAAUGGAGAAAGGUGAUAGCUUUGAGAGUUAUGAGAAGGAAGUAGAGAGUUUGACGAAAGUGAGAAGUGAUAUUGAGAAGAGGUUUAGGGGAAUUGCAAGUCUGAGAGGAAGCUUUGAGUGA